Lineus longissimus is the source of this 3387-nucleotide messenger RNA. RefSeq lists its product as uncharacterized. Lineage: Eukaryota; Metazoa; Nemertea; Pilidiophora; Heteronemertea; Lineidae. The transcript has a single exon. Bases 1 to 3387 code for a protein of 1128 amino acids. The record is from RefSeq and is a predicted model, not a curated record.
AUGACGAAGCUGACCUACGCGUAUUUAGACAAUGGAAAACUUGAAGAUUUCGACAAAAUCUCUGAUGAGAUGGAGAAGAUUGCGCAAGAGUAUGACGACAUAAGCAAGAAACUCGAGGAGUUUUAUGUAUCAACGAAGAAAAAGCGUGUUGAGGAAACGCCAGUAGUAACCAGCAGUCCAAGAAGGCCGCCCCCUAGUGUUACCACUGCCAGUGGUACCAGUGACACUAUCACCAGUCGUGGUACUACCACUACUAGCAGCAGUAGUACCAGCCCAAGCUCAAGACCAGUUGCUGCAGCGGUCACGACCAGCAGUUCCCGUAGAGUCUCAUCCGGAAGUUCCAGUUCUCAGGCCGUUGAGUUUGAUCCUACAAGGCAUUUAACCCGCGUUACUAUCCCCAAGUUUAGUGGUGAUAAGAGAAACUACUCAGCAUGGAAGGCUGCCUUCACUAGUUGCGUCGAUGGAACCACUAUCACUGCAGAGUACAAGCUGUUGAGACUUAGAGAAUGCCUUACUGGUGAAGCUCUGAAAGUUGUUGAUGGGUUGGGGUAUUCAGCGUCUGCAUAUGAAGUUGCUAAGGAUCGCCUGGAGAGAAAAUACGGAGGCCAGAGGAGGCAGCUUAUCCUGAGACUGGAUGAGUUAGAGAAGUUCAAGCAAGUCCGUGAUGGGAAUGCAAAGGAUUUAGAGAAAUUGGCAGAACUAUUAGAUGUCAUCACAGUUAAUUUGAAGGAUGCGCACCAGGAAUCUGAAUUGGGCAGUGGCAGUUUGUUUCUGUCAAUACAGCGGAAACUGAGUGAGCUUCUCCUUGCACGCUACCACAGAUGGGCCUAUGAUAAAGCAAAAGAGAAAACUGUGAUGUCCCUUCGAGAAUUUGUAAAUGAAGAAACAGAGUUUCAAGUCAACGCUAUGGAAGCCAUCAAUGGUGUGAGGGAUUUUCCCAAGAAAGACCCAAGAAAAGAUAGGAGCUUUGUCACGUCACAAAGUAGCACAGACCGUCAAUCACAGUCACACUCCGGAGCCAUGGGAAAAUACACCAGAUCAUGCAAUGUAUGCGGUUCAGAGCAUGGAGCAUGGGAAUGUGACAGCUUCAAGGCGAUGUCAGUGGACCUGCGGUGGAAAACAGCCAAAGAAAAGAAACUUUGCUACAGAUGUCUUAGCGGUAAUGGUCACAGAGCAGAAAAGUGCCCAAGGACACGUCAAUGCAAGAUAGAUGGCUGCAAACAGACACACCACCGGUUGCUGCAUGGAAAAGCGAAGAGAGCUGAGAGUCGUCGACCCAUGGAAGGGAGUGGUAACUACCAAGACUCAGAUGAGAGCACAAUGGCAACAGUGACACUGGCUGCAAAGAACUCGAGUGAAAUCGCGCUGAGAACCGUUCCAGUCAUAAUAAAGCAUGGUGGAAAAAGAAUAAAGACUAACGCCUUGCUAGAUGAUGCGAGUACAUCGACCUACAUAGAUGCAAAUUCAGCUGCAGAACUCGGAGUACAAGGGAAAAUUGAACAAACCACAGUUAACGUCCUAAAUGGAAAGCUGAAGACAUUCACCACCAUGCCAGUUGAAGUGGGAAUAGAAAGUUUGAAUCGACGAGUAGAUAUGAAGAUUUGGGCAAAGACAGUGGAUAAAGUCACGGGUGAUUUAAAAGCAACAGAUUGGUCUUUGAAGCAGGAUCAAUAUAGCCAUUUGAAAGAUAUCCAGUUUCCAAAGAUUGGUAAGAGAACCUCAGUGGAUCUCCUGAUAGGUGCAGAUUACAGUGAGCUACAUCAAAGCAUUCGAGACGUCAUUGGUCGACCUGGUGAACCAACAGCGAGAGAGACAAGACUGGGAUGGACGUGUAUCGGUCCGGUAGGGACUCCCUCGGGCCAAAAGAGGGAGGCAACCAACAUGGCUUACAGCUUCUUCACCAAGGAGUCGCCAUUGCUGCAUGAAAUCAAUGAUAACCUGAGAGCAUUUUGGGAGAUAGAGAGCAUCAGCAAAGUGAAUGAAGGACAAACCCCCUUGAAUGAGAGUGAUCGGAAAGUGCUGCAGAAUGCCAGAUCGUCAGUCAAGAUAGUAGAGGACAGAUAUCAAGUGGCCGUACCAUGGAAGGGAAACCACCACCCAGCAAUGCCAGAUAGCCGGGAGAUGGCUGAGAAACGGCUGAUAUCAACAGAGACCAAACUGCAGAAAAAUCCAGAGCUUGGAAAAAGUUACUCCCGAGUCAUUCAGCAAUACCAAGAAAAGGGUUACAUUAAGAAGAUCAAGGAUGAUGAGAGAAAUAGUCAUCAGUGGUACCUACCACACUUCCCUGUGGUCCGUCCUGACAAGAGCACAACAAAAACAAGGAUAGUUUUCGAUGCCUCGGCGAAAGUUGACGGAGUCAGUUUGAAUGACAAUAUAAAUACAGGACCGAAGAUCCAAAACGAGCUGUUCGAGGUAUUACUGCGCUUUAGGAGGUACCCAGUUGCUAUUGUUUGCGACAUAGCGGAGAUGUACCUGCAGAUAGCCUUAGAAGAAGAAGAUAAAAGGUAUCACCGAUUUCUGUGGCGGGACCUAGAAGACAGGACAAGAGAUCCAGAGACGUUUGAGUUCCAGCGACUUGUUUUUGGAAUCAACAGCUCACCGUUUUUGGCACAGUUGGUUUCUCAAGAGCAUGCAAGAGCCCACCAGACACAGUGCCCUAGAGCAGCAGAGGCAAUUUUGAAGUCAACUUACAUGGACGACACUCUUGACUCAGUGAACGAUGAUGAACAGGGAAAAAAGCUGUACAGAGAGUUAUCAGCAUUGUGGAAAGGAGCUGGGAUGCAUGCCAGAAAAUGGUUGUCCAACUCACCCGAAGUUUUAGCCAUCAUACCAGAUGAAGAUAGAGCUUCAGAGAUUAAUUUGGAGGAGGGAUAUUUGCCAUCAGUAAAGGCCCUUGGAGUGCUGUGGAAGGCGGAAGAAGACGCGUUCUGUUAUCGGCUGACACCCCCUGCUGCUGAUCUCAAGCUUACGAAGAGGAGCCUACUGCGAAGAAUAGCAACCAUUUUUGAUCCCCUUGGGUUGAUGGCGCCAUAUGUUAUACAAGGAAAAAUCAUCAUGCAGGAUGUAUGGAUGUGUGGCGUGGAAUGGGAUGAAGAAUUGCCAGAGGAGAUUGAAAAGAAAGCUUGGGAUUGGAUAGUUGAAAUCACAGGGUUGGCCCAAGCCAGGAUCCCUAGAUGCCUACAACUUGCUGAGGAGAUGACAAGUUUCCAACUUCACACCUUUGGUGAUGCCUCAAAAGAUGCAUAUGGUGUAGGGGCCACUAGCCCUUUAACAAAGUCGAGCCUCGUUUGGGUCUUACGUCAAAUUAGCUUUUUCGAGGAGAAUAUUUUCGAUUCUCGCUGUAAGAUUGUGGUUGUUUACCCAUGUAGUUUAGGGCCAUUGGGAUAA